AUGACAACGAGCGACAAAAGGAAAAGAUUGUUCGAACACAUCUUAACAAUCGACGGAACCUUCUUUCCUUCUCUUCCUCUCUUUCUCACGCUCUCUUUUUUCUUUCUUUCUCUCUCUCUUUCUCUCUCUCUCUCUCUAUCUCUCUCUCUCUCUAUCUCUCUCUCUCUCUCAGUUGUUUUUAACGUCCAACAUUCUUUCUUUCCCUCUUUUUCUUUCUUUCUUUCUUUCUUUCUUUCUUUUCUGUCGUUCAUUUCUUUCGUUUUUGCUGUCUUUGUUUUCGCCCCUUCUUACUGUCGACUUUUCUUUUUCUUCUGUUUUCUUCUUUCUUCUUUUUAUCGUUUUUAUUUCUUCUUUCUUUCUUUCUUUUUUCUUUCUUUCUGUCUACUUUCUCUCUUCAUUUCUCUUUUUCUGCUUCUCAACGUCUUCUUUCUCUUUCUCACUUCCUUUCUCCUUCUGCUUCUCAACAUCAUCUUUCUCUUUCUCUGUUCCUUUCUCUUUCCGCUUCAUCCCCCUUUCUCUCUCUUUUUUUUUCUCUUUCUGCAUCCCUACCUCUUCUUCCCAUUUCUCUCUUCCUUUCUCUUUUUGCUUCUCGGCUGCUUCGUCCUCUUUCUCUCUUCCUUUCUCUUUCUGCUUCUAAACGUCUUUUCCCCCUUUUCUCUCUUCCUUUCUCUUUCUGCUUCUCAACGUCUUCUCCUUUCUUUCUUUCUCUUUCUGCUUCUUGGCUGCUUCAUCCCCCUCUCUCACUUCCUUUCUCCUUCUGCUUCUCAAAAUCAUCUUUCUCUUUCUCUGUUCCUUUCUCUUUCCGCUUCUCGGCGGGUUCAUCCCCCUUUCUCUCUCUUUUUUUUUUCUCUUUCUGCAUCCCAACCUCUUCUUCCCCUUUCUCUCUUCCUUUCUUUUUUUGCUUCUCGGCUGCUUCCUCCUCUUUCUCUCCUCGUUUCUCUUUCUGCUUCACAGCGGCUUCCUCCUCUUUCUCUCUUCCUUUUUCUGCUUCUCAACGUCUUCCCCCCACCUUCAUUUUCCCUUGCACUUACUGCUUCUCAGCGUCUUUUUCCUCUUUCUUUCCCCCAUUCUCUUUCUGCUUCUCAACGUCUUCUCCCCUUUUCUCUCUUCCUUUCUCUUUCUGCUUCUCAACAUCUUCUUCCCUUUUGCUGCUGUUUCUUCGUCUCAACGGCUUCUCCCCCUCUCUCUCUCAAUUUCUCUUUCUUCUUUUCGGCGGUUUCUUCCCUUUUUUCUCUUCCUUUCUCUUUCUGCUUCUCAAUAUCUUCUUUCCCUUUCUCUCUUCCUUUUUCUUUCUGCUUCUCAACAUCUUCUCCAUUCUUUCUUUCUCUUUCUGCUUCUCAACGUCUUCUCCUCCUUUCUUUCUUCCUUUCUCUUUCUGCUUCUCAACUUCUUUUCCCUUCUUUCUUCCUUUCUCUUUCUGCUUCUCAACGUUUUCUCCUCCUUUCUUUCUUCCGUUUUCUUUCUGUUUCUCAGCGUUUUCUCCUCCUUUCUUUCUUCCUUUCUCUUUCUGCUUCUCAACGUCUUCUCCUUUCUUUCUUCCUUUCUCUUUCUGCUUCUCAACGUCUUCUUUCUCUUUCUCUCUCCCUUUCUCUCUCUGCUCCUCGGCGGCUUCUUCCCCUUUAUCUCUCCCGUUCCUUUCCUGACCUCUCGUUUAGAGCAGUGGGUGGGGCAGUUGUUCCCUGUAAGAGAUCCGGUUUUCCGGUGAGAAUUCCAAUUCAUAACUUAACAAUCGACGGAACCCUCUCUCUCUCUCUCUCUCUCUCUCUCUCUCUCUCUCUCUCAGUUGUUCUUGCUCAUUUUUCUUUCUUUCUUUCUCUCAUUCUUUCUGUCGUUCUUUCUUUGUGUUAUUUAUUUAUUUCCGCCAUCUUUCUUUCUCUUUCCUUUGUUUUCUUUCUUUCUUUUCUGUUCUUCAUUUCUUUCGUUUUUGCUGUCUUUGUUUUCGCCCCUUCUUACAGUCGACUUUUCUUUUCUUUUUCUUCUGUUUUCUUACUUUCUUCUUUCUUACUUUCUUUUUUCUUUCUUUCUGUCUACAAUUUGCGGUAUUGUAUGAAACUACAAACUAACCCUGAUACAUAUGGCGACUUCUUCCCCUUUCUCUCUUCCUUUCUCUUUGUGUUUCUCGGUGGAUUCUUUUUCUUUCUCUAUCUAUUUCUCUUUCUUUUUCUCGGCAUCUGA
Molecule: messenger RNA, 2175 nt
Organism: Acanthosepion pharaonis
Lineage: Eukaryota; Metazoa; Mollusca; Cephalopoda; Sepiida; Sepiidae
Source: the annotation of a GenBank genome assembly